Molecule: messenger RNA, 996 nt
Organism: Trichomonas vaginalis G3
Lineage: Eukaryota; Parabasalia; Trichomonadida; Trichomonadidae
Product: regulation of vesicle fusion
Exons: 1
Coding region: 1-996 (331 amino acids)
Source: RefSeq, a predicted model, not a curated record
AUGGAUUCACCUCGACCAGUGGACCGCUUUGGUUGGUACACUGAUGGUGACUAUGUAAUGUCUCCAAAAGAGAAACAACUUGCAGAAGCGGAAGCUAAAAAAGAGCACAUUCGCGAGCAAAAAUGGGCAGAAAUGACAAGUAAUUGGGAAUAUUGGAUUACACACAAAAGAGAUAAAGUAGCUAGAAGAAUUCGAAAAGGUAUACCCGAUUCAUUCCGUGCUAAAGCUUGGGAUUUAUUAACAAAUGCCGAAGCAUCAUUAAAUGCUGCACCAGAAAACAUCGAACAACUUAUGCAAAAGCCAGAACUUCCUACAUACAAGUCAAUAGAAGCAGAUGUACAGAGAACAUUCACUCAUACCGCUUACUUUUCCAAUCCAGAAAUGCAACAGUCUUUGAGAAAGGUUUUAUGCUCUUUUGCACAAAUAAAUCCAGAGUUGGGUUAUGUAUUUGGCAUGUCCAACUUAGCAGCAACGUUUUUGAUGUACUUAGAUGAAAAUACAACUUUAUGGGCUUUUUAUAAUGUAUUGACAGGAUUUCGCACUCUCCAUAAAGACUACUUUACGACAGGAACACCGCGAUGGAAAUUAGCCAAUCAAAUGUUAGAUAUUGUUCUGAAAGAUAAAUUGCCAAAAAUCCACAAACAUUUUCAAGACAUAAACCUCGACCUUAAACAGAUUACAGCCAAAUGGUUCAUUCCGGCUUUUCUCAGCUACGAAUGGCCUUCCGAAUUUAUGCUUCGCAUUUUCGACAUUUUCUUAUUCUACGGGACCAGGGCUCUUCUUGUGUUCGCCAUAAGUAUAUUUUGGGUCCACAGGGACGAGCUCAUUACUGAUUCCCUCGCAGACGUCAUCACUUUGAUGGACAAUCUUGAUUCGUCGUCAAAGCUCAAGGACUGGAGAGUCUUUUUGAAGAAUUUCGAUGACCUCUGGAUAAAUAAGAAAUAUUAUCUCAGUUUACUUAAACAAUGCGGAGCUCCCCCUGAGAGAUUAGAAUAA